Molecule: messenger RNA, 963 nt
Organism: Entamoeba invadens IP1
Lineage: Eukaryota; Evosea; Mastigamoebida; Endamoebidae
Exons: 3
Coding region: 1-963 (320 amino acids)
Source: RefSeq, a predicted model, not a curated record
AUGGCCAAAAAACAGUCAAUGCCACUCAGUCAGCUGUUUGACAUAACCGUCAAUGAGUCGAACAAAGAGAUCAACAAGAAGAAUAUUGCAAGUAUCGUAAAGGUAGCUGCUUCUGUUUCGAACGCUCCUGCAGUUAUUCGAGUGCUUAUAGUAAAUAAGAUGAAAGCCUACUGCACAGGGUUCAUUCCAAUCAAAGAAAUGUUUUAUACGUUGAGUCUAGCUGGUGACUUAUUUGACAAUGCGGCUCCUUUCCAAGCUCAGGUGUGUCACAAGGAGUUUACUGCAAUGUUCGAAUUAUCCACAAACAUCGGAAAAAUAAGAAAAAGUACUCCACCUGAUAUGGUUCAAGAAAAGGCUUUGAGUCUCCUCUUAAAUUGGGGUUCAGUCCAUGGAAGUUCAUGCCCAGAGUACAAGUCGAUGUAUGAAAAAUACGAGAAAAAGGGAUUUUUCAAGAUUCUUGAAAAGGAAGGCGUCACAGACGACGAAAAGAACGCACUUGAAAAAAUGAGUAUAGCAGACUUGGCUUCAGAGAUCACCAAAAUUGGUAAAGAGAUCCAAGUUGCCCUCACAAAGGAACCAUCAACUACAAACACAAACAAUGCAAAGGUCCUUCAUAAAAAGGCGUCUGCACUGAAGUCGACGUUUGAAGACACAUUUGCGAAGUAUCAGCAGACACCACACACACCCGAAGAAGUUGAAAAGUACAAAAAACUCAAUUCGGAAUUUGGGACAUAUGUCUCACAGAUUGAAAUCAUCUCGAAAACAUCAAAUUCUAAAAAGAGAAAUUCCCUCACACUUACUACAGAUAAGAAGGAUAAAAAGGGUCUCAAAAUUAAGGUGACUGGCGACAAAGCAGACAAGAAAGAAAAAAAGCACCACGGACUCUUUGGAAGAAAGAAACCCAAAAAAGGAGAUGUAGACGAUGACAGCGAAGAAGAAGAACAAUGCCAGAGUGUCUUGUAA